Molecule: messenger RNA, 549 nt
Organism: Abrus precatorius (Indian licorice)
Lineage: Eukaryota; Viridiplantae; Streptophyta; Magnoliopsida; Fabales; Fabaceae
Product: serine/arginine-rich splicing factor RS2Z32-like
Exons: 3
Coding region: 1-549 (182 amino acids)
Molecular function (GO): nucleic acid binding; zinc ion binding
Source: RefSeq, a predicted model, not a curated record
AUGGCUAGACAUAGAAGAUCUACUGCAAAGCUUCCUCCUACGGAUGUGAACCAGAUGGCUCACGCCAUGGAGGCCAUGACAGCCACUGCCACCAUUAUAAAGAGUCUUAAUGUAGAGGAUGCUGGUGGAGUUGGGAAGGCUCCAUCUAGUAGAGCCGCUAGCAGCUAUGGUAAUGGAGGUAAGGGUGCCAAGAAGAGCCCUUACAAUCGGCCGCCACGCCAGCAACAGUUUCAACCAUCUCAAUCGAGGGGAUCGCCUAGAGGAGCGGGUUCUUCAGCUCCUAGAGCCUCAAUGCCCAAGACUGUCAGAUGUUUCAGGUGUGGUGGGCCACACUACCCAAACCAGUGCCUACAGACUGAUGUCAGAGUUUGCUUCUCGUGCCAGCAGUCAAGGCACCUUGCUAGGGACUAUCCUACACCUAGUGGGACAAUUUCGUCUUCUGCUAGCGCCUUACACGCUGUGAGGCCUAGAGCGGUCAGAGCUCUGAUGACAACCAGAUCGAGAGCAGAGGGAUAUGUAUUCACGACUUCUGCAUUAGAGCUAGCCUAG